UGUGCUAGUUGGUAUGGCUCGAACAACGCACAAGCUCAAGCGCCGAUUCGCUCGUCGACUCGCCGCUUCUUCCUCGCCUUCUUCCACGAGAAGUCCGCCGGCGCCGCCACCCUCUCCCACGCCGUCCUCUGCUGCCGCGGCCGCCGUCACACUCUCCCUUGUCGCCGCCCCCAUCCUCUCCCGCGGUGCCGCCGCCGCCGCCACCACCGGAAGGACGCGCUGACGGGAGGAGGACGAAGAAGGUGAGCGGGAAGAAUGCGCCGGCGCACUCUGCGCCCCCUCCUCCCCUGCCGAUCUGAAUCCUAAGAAUACAGUAGAAACGUUUUACGGUUGUCAAAGACUUGACCACUAGAUCGGUUAUUAGCGGUCAACCACCGAGUAGAACGCCCCCCUCGCAUCAGAGCGGGCGGCGAUGGCUCGGAGCCCCUGCGACCUCCGCCUCCUCCUCCUCGCCGCCGCCGCAGCCUUCAUCUACAUCCAAGUGCGCCUCUUUGCUACCCAGUCUCAUUACGCCGACCGUCUUGCAGAAGCAGAAAAAUCUGAAAAUCAAUGCACCAGCCAAUUAAGGUCCUUGAUCGAUCGAGUCAGCAUGCAGCAGGAGAAGAUUGUAGCACUGGAAGACAUGAAGAUACGACAAGAUGAAGAACGUGCACAGCUGAAGAUUUUGAUCCAGGAUCUUGAAAAAAGGAGUGUGCAGAACUUACUAAACAAGAAUGUGGUUCCUGUUGCUGCUGUUGUCAUUAUGGCUUGCAAUCGACCAGACUACUUGCAGAGAACAGUUGAAUCUAUCCUGAAGUAUCAGACAUCAGUUGCUUCAAAGUUUCCGCUUUUUAUAUCUCAGGAUGGAACAAAUGGAGCAGUGAAAAAGAAAGCUUUGGAUUAUAAACAAACAACAUAUAUGCAGCAUGUGGAUCUUGAACCUGUGCAAACUGAAAGGCCAGGAGAAUUGACAGCAUAUUACAAGAUUGCUAAACAUUAUAAGUGGGCCUUGGAUGAGCUAUUCAUUAAACAUAACUUUGUUCGAGUAAUCAUUCUGGAAGAUGACAUGGAGAUUGCCCCAGAUUUUUUUGACUACUUUGAGGCUGCAGCUAAAUUACUUGAUAAUGACAAGACGAUUAUGGCUGUUUCUUCUUGGAACGAUAAUGGGCAAAAGAAAUUUGUUAAUGACCCAAAAGCUCUUUACCGCUCAGAUUUCUUUCCUGGGCUUGGAUGGAUGUUAACAAAGUCCACUUGGAUUGAACUGUCUCCGAAGUGGCCCAAAGCUUAUUGGGAUGAUUGGGUGAGGCUAAAGGAGGUACAUGGGAACCGGCAAUUCAUUCGCCCAGAAGUCUGUAGAACAUACAAUUUUGGCGAGCAUGGAUCAAGCAUGGGACAAUUCUUCAAACAAUAUUUGGAACCCAUUAGGUUAAAUGAUGUUCAUAUUGACUGGAAUACUGAGGAUCUGAGCUACCUUGGAGAGGAUAAGUUUUUAAUCCAAUUUGGAAAAGAGGUGGCUAGUGCCACGCCUCUCCAUGGAUCCGAUGCUGUGUUGAAAGCCCACAACAUGGGUGCAGAUGUAAGGAUCCAGUACAACGAUCAGGAAGACUUUGAGCGGAUAGCUCGUCAAUUUGGAAUAUUCGAUGAAUGGAAGGAUGGCAUCCCAAGAACAGCUUACAAAGGAGUAGUAGUCUUCCGGUACAACAGUAGUCAAAGGCGGAUAUUUCUCGUUGGCCCAGAUUCUCUUGGUCAACUUGGGGUGUAGCAGUGUUGAGGUGGUAAAUUUCACCAUGGAGCAAAUAGUGAACCCUUCUUUUAGCAAAGUUUGAAAUGGCACAUGUUGGCAGAUGCCUUUAUUGAUUUCAGUCAGCAUUGAACAACAGGUAUGCAUGGCGAAGAAAUUUUUGAGAAGUGAUUGUCUCCAAGGUACUGAGAGAAGCAUGGGCACGCUUUAUGGGAACAUUUGCAGGAUAUAGAGCAUUGUUUAGUUAGCAACAGAGUUUUGGCCUAGAGUGUGGAUUGACACGAUGCCACGGUAUACAUGCAUAGGAGAAUGUAGCAGCAGCUCACUAGCUAACCUACAUACUCGAUCAUUAGGGUAAAAGAAGGGUGAUUUAUGACAGAAUUUUUCAUGUGAUGCUGCUCUUGGUGUGAACGAGUCCAGUCCCAUGCAUCCUUUACAAUGAAUCUUGGGCACCAUGCUUGUGUUUGUAGUGGGCAAUACGAUGGAGUAUAUCGUCGAAUCCAUUCAAUUCAUCAAAGGGCUGUUGUCGUCUUGUUCUGAA
Molecule: messenger RNA, 2261 nt
Organism: Phragmites australis (common reed)
Lineage: Eukaryota; Viridiplantae; Streptophyta; Magnoliopsida; Poales; Poaceae
Product: alpha-1,3-mannosyl-glycoprotein 2-beta-N-acetylglucosaminyltransferase-like
Exons: 19
Coding region: 413-1741 (442 amino acids)
Cellular component (GO): Golgi apparatus
Molecular function (GO): alpha-1,3-mannosylglycoprotein 2-beta-N-acetylglucosaminyltransferase activity
Source: RefSeq, a predicted model, not a curated record